GUAUUUAUACGUUUCUCAGGUUGAAAAGCGCGUAUACUAAACUUUGUGAUGACGAACAAUUCGAAGUGUUCGUUUACGAAUGAGGAAUAAUUGUUGUUAAUCGUUUUUAAUCAAAGAAUGUGGAUUAACUAGUGGAUACAUAUAGUCAACAAGAUGAAAUCGACAACUGUAACCCUAAGUGAUAUGGUCAAUUUGGCCAUAGGAACCCCAGAGACCGGGGUUGUUAACUUAAACAUUCUUCGAAAGUUACUGCAUGAAAUGCUUCAGAAGUUGAGUAUUACUGAUUCAAAAGCUGACGUUGAUGAAGAGAAAGAAAGUAAAAAUCAGUUGAAUGUUAAAAUGAUGCCGGGUACAAUACUCGAAGACGAUGUAUCGGAGAUUUCUGAAGAGAAAGUUCAUAUUCGGCCAACGUCUGUUGCAGAUUCGGGUAUUGCCGAAUCUAUUGAUUCAAAGGAUGCUAAAUCUGAUUCUAAGAAGUUUGACUCGAGAGUCUCUAAAUCUGCACCGAGCUCCCUUUACCAUCAACUUUCACAAAAAGUAGGCGAAAUGGAAAAACAGAUCAAUCUUUUGACAAGUUUACCCUCUAAUAACGACCUCUUUGAAAGAGUAGGAAGUGAACCAAAGCCUGUAAGCGAUAUGUGGAAUCUAAUGCAAGUACAGAAAAAAGCCGAGGCUAACGAAGAAGGCGUUAAUAGGCUAAUGUCCUUGGUUCAAGAUCUAAUGAUUGAAAGUAAAAAAAAUCAAAAGGACUGUAAAGAUUUACACGACAAACUCUCUUCCUUAAGUGAUCAAAUAAAAGAGCUAUCGAAUAAGAUUGAUUCGAAGCCGGAUAACGUUGAAAAGUACGAUGACAGCCACCUAAAAUCAUCUAUUCAGAAUUUAAUUGAUCAACUGGAAUCAAUGAAAAAAGGAAUGGAUAAUUUCCUAACUAAAGAAGAGAAAGUCGAUUUAAAUCCUUACGUUAAGUGGAGUACUCUAGAAGAUAUGUUACACGGACUACGUAAAGAAAUGAAUGAAUUAAACGAACUGAAUCAAAAGAGCGCAGUAGUUAUCGAAGCUGGUAUUCAAACUGAGCCUGAACAACAAGAACAACGAGUGCCUUCGAGAAUGUCAACUCCAGAGGUUAAAAGACCGGAUAGCGGUCCGACCCGUGAGUUGAGAGACAUGCUGCAGAGGCUAGGAAGAUUAGCGGAUCAACAUGACCAAUUACAAGCCAGAGUGGAUUUCUUAGCUGCUGAAUUGGCUUCAAAAGCUGAUAAAUCAGCUUUGGAUAUGUUAGGCGAUUUAUCCAAAAGUGGUAUUGAUUCGGGCGCUCUACACGACUUGAGGAAAGAAUUAGAUAAUUUAAAAGCUAGCAGAAACCGGGAUUCGGAACAAAUACGUAAAUUACAAGGCCUUUUGAAUAAUAUUCAAAAUGAUUUGGAUAGAAUACAUAAUAGGCUUAAGGAACUUGGUGAAGACGCUGAAGAGAAACAAAAGCAUAUUGACACUUUGUACUCAAUUUCUAACAAAUUAGAAGAAAAUAAAGCGGAUAAGGAGUGGUUAGAGAAUGAAUUAUCGAAGAAAGCCGAUAAGAAAAUAUUGGGUAAUAAAGUGGAUAGGUCUACUUUUGAUGAUACUUGCGAUGACUUAUCUAGAAUGAUUAGCGAUAUGCUGCAGAAAUUAUCAUGCCAUGACGAUGAAUGGAAAAAGGCAAUCGAACGUCUUAAUUCCGAUAUGGAUGGUAAAUUCGAUCGUUUAGAAUUUGGACCAAUAAAAGCUGAUCUUGAAAGACAAUUAAGAAAUAUGCAAAAACAACUGAAGAAUUUAACCUUACCACCCGAUCAAGAUGAUGAAGCGGCUGGUUUAAGAAAGCAACUCUUACAGAGAUUCAAUUGUUUGUCGUGUGACAAACCGUUAGAUGUAGGACCACUCGGACCUGCACCUAUAAUACCUUCGCAAGGACUUCCAGCAACUCGAACAAACAGACCCCAUACAAUUUUCGAACUAGAGCAAGUGAGGCAACAAGCCAAGUCUAAUAUGGGCUUUUCCACCGAAAUUAUGGAUUUGCAAGCUUCAGCUAGACCCUGUGGAGGUCAACAUACUUUAACUUACCCACAUAGGAGGAUAACCAAGACUAAUGCGUUUGGAGUUCCAAAUCUAGCAGAUGAAAUUCCAACCAGAGACGAACUGGAUAUCCAAGGAGCAGACGGUCAUAUCUAUAAAGGAGUGGUCGAUUCAACAAAAUUACCAAAUUUGGUAACACCAAAUGCACCUCGCCAAUCCAAGACUUCUCACAACAAUAAAAGACCUGGAAACAGCUCCGGGGACGUUCAUGCUAGGCAGAGACCCAUGUCAGCCAGUGCCUUAUCCAAAGAACAAUAUAUUGCCCCUCAGCCCCCUCCACCUUCUGAACCAGAAACAACUGGUCAGACUGUCGGCGCCGAGUAA
Messenger RNA from Dimorphilus gyrociliatus, 2430 nucleotides. The record is from the annotation of a GenBank genome assembly. Lineage: Eukaryota; Metazoa; Annelida; Polychaeta; Dinophilidae.